Chlorocebus sabaeus (green monkey) is the source of this 905-nucleotide messenger RNA. Its product is annotated as UL16-binding protein 2. Gene Ontology annotation, biological process: immune response; antigen processing and presentation of endogenous peptide antigen via MHC class I via ER pathway, TAP-independent; antigen processing and presentation of endogenous peptide antigen via MHC class Ib. The record is from RefSeq and is a predicted model, not a curated record. Gene Ontology annotation, cellular component: external side of plasma membrane. Lineage: Eukaryota; Metazoa; Chordata; Mammalia; Primates; Cercopithecidae.
UAACCUCUGUAACGGCGGGAAACGUGGAUGGAGCGCCCCCAUAUAUAAGCCGACUUUUCAACCUUGAGGUGAUUCAUCUUCCAGGCUCCCCUUCCAUCAAGUCUCUCGUCCCCAGCGCUCUGGUUCCCCAAUGGCAGCUGCCGCCGCUACCAAGAUCCUUCUGUGCCUCCCGCUUCUGCUCCUGCUGCCGCGCUGGUCCCAGACUGGGCGAGACGACCUUCACUCUCUUUGCUAUGACAUCACCAUCAUCCCUAAGUUCAGACCUGGACCACAGUGGUGUGCGGUUCAAGGCCAGGCAGAUAAAAAGACUUUUCUUCACUAUGACUGUGGCAACAAGACAGUCACACCCGUCAGUCCCCUGGGGAAGAAACUAAAUGUCACAAAGGCCUGGAAAACACAGAACCCAGUACUGAGACAGGUGGUGGACAUGCUCACAGAGCAACUACUUGACAUUCAGCUGGAGAAUUACACACCCAAGGAACCCCUCACCCUGCAGGCCAGGAUGUCUUGUGAGCAGAAAGCCGAAGGACACAGCAGUGGAUCUUGGCAGUUCAGUUUCGAUGGACAGAUCUUCCUCCUCUUUGACUCAGAGAACAGAAUGUGGACAACGGUUCAUCCUGGAGCCAGAAAGAUGAAAGAAAAGUGGGAGAAUGACAAGGAUGUGACCAUGUCCUUCCGUUACAUCUCAAUGGGAGACUGCACAAGGUGGCUUGGGGACUUCUUGACGGGCAUGGACAGCACCCUGGAGCCAAGUGCAGGAGCACCACUCACCAUGUCCUCAGGCACAACCCAACUCAGGGCCACGGCCACCACCCUCAUCCUUUGCUGCCUCCUCAUCAUCCUCCCCUGCUUCAUCCUAGCUGGCAUCUGAGGAGAGUCAUUUAGAGUGACAGGUACUGUGGGCA